AAUUCCCACGAUUGCUGGGCAACACCCUAUCUUCCAGGCCACUGCACUCUAUCUAUAGAGGCUGCUUCAGCCUACCACUGCACAUGAAUUAUCUUGAAUGCCCAGGGAACCAGGCUCGAACGUGAAGGGAUGCGGGGAUGCGAAGACAUCAGAAGGUUCAAUAAAUACACAGUCCGCCCCUGCCAUCAGCCAAAACGACCUCUAUGCAGCCGUCACUCGUUCUCUCCUGAGAGGAUUAGCCCUAUACUUCAGCCGACCUGUUAGGCUCUUCCGUCCAGUGAAAAACAGCGGGUGGACUUCAUUGAAACAAGCGGCAGCCCGCGAUGGCGUGUCCCUCUCACCGAGUUAUGUGGUGAACCUUGUGCAGCAACACGGUAUAUCAGUUAUACCGCGUCAUUUUAUUCCCCCUUUAAUCAUUAAUUCUGCUCUCGGGACCAUUCUCUUCGCCACGUACUCCGCGACGAAUUCCAUUCUGACCGACCUGUAUCCUUCUGCUUCUACCAUUGCUACCUCGGCUGUUUCUGGAUCUGUCGCAGGAUUCGCGCAAGCCCUCGCCGGUGCCCCCGCGGACAACGUUCGUUCCUUGAUAGAACGUGGGGUUUACCACCCAGAGACAAGCGUGAGUGGAUGGAGGCAUGCGUGGAAAGAGGUCUUUCGGGGCACCAAGCCUCUUCAGUCAGCAGAGGCUAGCUCAAAUGUGAGAGCAAAAGAGCAAGCUCGCCAAACACACCAAGAGAUCCGGGAAGUCAGAAGCUGGGUCAAAGAUGUCAGAGAGAUGGCCGGAAGAGGGUGGGAGGGCUGGGGUUGGGGUUGCGCGAAAGAUGUUCUCGGAUUUGGACUGUUCUUUGCCACUUUUGACGUUUUCCGACGUCUUGCCUUACAAGCGUCCACGCUCGUUGACCGGCGACACACAAUAGACGACACGAAUGAUAGGAACAAGUUUUCAACCUCUGCACGCGUCGCUCAGGGGAGUGUCCUGGUUUUGGGCGGGGCGCUCGCGGGAAUUGGCUACGAAGUGAUUUGCCGUCCAAUUGACAAUGUUCGACGAGAAUUGCAUACACAACAACUUACACGAAACAGCUACCUAAAGAAAUCAUCCGUACUUCGAACUCACUACAUUCCGCCCUUGAUAUUGUUGACUAAACACAUUCUCAAAACACAAGGGCUGCGAGGUCUGUUCUCACCGCCCCAGGCUUUUCAUGUAGCGGAAACAUCCUCUAGCGUCGAAAAAUCGUUGAGCAACCCCAAGUCUUGGAGUUCACGGUUGUAUUUUGUGCUGCGCACGUUCGCUCGGGUGGGUCCAUGGGGUGUAGGCUUCCUUGUGUGGCAAGGCAUCAGUAGAGAGAUCCAGUAACACAAGUUCUCGGAUGGUCCCAAUCCGUCCCUUUCCAGCCAUCAUAAUGCCUCUCCCCUUAGAUGAUAGAAUAUGACAUACUAGCUGCUAUCUAUAGCUACAGCUACAUUGAGAAUGACCAAUAAGGUGUCUUGCGAUAAUACUACAAGAUGUAC
This is a messenger RNA of Cantharellus anzutake, 1509 nucleotides long. RefSeq lists its product as uncharacterized. Lineage: Eukaryota; Fungi; Basidiomycota; Agaricomycetes; Cantharellales; Hydnaceae. The transcript has 6 exons. Gene Ontology annotation, molecular function: L-ornithine transmembrane transporter activity. The record is from RefSeq and is a predicted model, not a curated record. Gene Ontology annotation, biological process: mitochondrial L-ornithine transmembrane transport. Bases 98 to 1354 code for a protein of 418 amino acids.